UCCGUCGCGUUCGCAUUCGUGUCCGGGUUUCCCGUCCGCGAUCUAUCGGACGAUGGUACGACUGAUCCCGGUUGAUUCGUCCGCGAAUUAAUCCGUCGUCCGGUUUUUAUUUCACUCGCCGUGUCGCGGUGCUGUUGAGUUGAGUUAGCUGUCGAUCAACGCCGUUUCUCGAGGCGCGAUUCCGAUUUACGGAAAGACAGAUCGCUUUCGACAGGUAGCGAAUGACUGAUAAACGAAGAUAAGAGUCGGGAAUCUUGAUAGUUGCUGGAGGACGAUAAAACGGAAGACACGACAUGGCCGACGACGUGCAUCGGAACUUGUUGGCGUAAGGAACGCCACGACUCUCGGAGGUAAAAGCGCGAAAAAAAACGCGAUGAAUUCGAAUGUGCAACAGAGCAUCGGUCAUAUCAAGGAGUGAUAACGAUCAGGGUGAGCAUUUCCCGUUCAACGUGCCGGCCGGUACCGGUCUCGCCGGAACACGCGAAGCGGCCGUUUCGUGCCAUCACGUGGCUCCUGCCUCGUCACAUGGAUCGUCACUAAAACAUGAGCGACGGAAUUGUCUGUUGAUCCGUUGAUCCUGCCAUUUUGUCGACGCGUCUCUGCCAAGAGUGCAAAAUGCUGGUAUAACGGCGCGACAUGGAGACGCUAUAUACCGGCGCGAUUCAUGGUUUUCCGCAACCCGGCGGAAUAGCUAAUGGCGUUUCCACGGGAAUCGCAAGUUCCUUCGACCAAGACGGCGUGCUCAGCCUCAUCGUCGUUCUCGGAGGAAGCUUGUCCCUGGUGGCCCUGGUGUUCGCGUUCAUCACCUAUAGCCUCUUUUCUGACUUGAGGAGCCUGGCAGGAACGACCCUGAUGAAUCUUUUGGCAGCCCUUUUCAUGGUUCAAUUGUUGUUCAUCGUAGGCGCUGGAGGAGUACAGGAUGCGGAACUCUGCAUUUCGCUCGGUCUGAGUCUGCAAUAUCUUCGGAUAUCGGUGGUCUGCUGGUUGGCGGCGAUGUGCCAUCAUCUGUACGCUACCGUGGCGUCGCUGCCGCGUCGCGACGACCCGCCGACGUACAUAAAGUACAGCCUGUUUGCCUGGGGCGCGCCGUUGAUCAGUCUCUUAGCGGCGGCUCUUUUGCAGAAUCAUGAAAGUCAUAAUUUCUGGGAUGUCGUUGAUCUCACUCCCUUCAAUUGCUGGUUUCUAGGAGCCACAGCGACAGUUUACGCAUACGGUUUACCAGUCGUCCUGCUAAUAGUAAUUUCCGGUUACUACCUCGUCAAGGCUGCGAUCGUAUCAAGGUACACGUGCAGCAUGCAACUCGAGAUAAAACAACGCGAGAAGAUGAAGAGGAGGCGGGCGUUGCAGCUGAUGCUCUUCCUGAAGGUCAGUCUGAUCGUCGGUGUGGUGGCCGGUUGCGGGGUGGCGUCCAGAAUCUGGAAAAUUCCCUUCCUAUGGGCGAUUUUCUGUACGGGUCAUUCUCUUCAGGGAUCGGCAGUGGCACUCUCCGUCGCGUGUAACUGCAGGGUCUUGAAAGUCUACGCCAGAAAAUCGCACAAGCACCCGGAACAUCAGAUUGCAAAAUCAAGCAGUAGCAUGCAACUGCUUGCACCUGCGCCUGAUCCGGUUUAGGCGAUCUUCAGAACGAAACGGACAGGAAACGAAGAGGAAAACCAACGAGUGGCGACGGCUGGUGUCUCUCUCUCUUUGCGAGCUAUAACUAUUUUUACAUCGAAAAUGUGCUGACAUUUUUCUCUUAACUUCGCCGUUUCUCUCUCUGUGACCAGAAUUUUCCUCCGUGACGUGCGAUUUCAAUUUCAACCUCGAUAGCUUCAAUCAUCUUGCAGCACGACACCUUUUCGUUGUCUGGGAUAGGUAGGAAACUUUUAGAAAACUUGUAAUUUGUGUAAAUUGAAAUUGGCAUACAAAAGAAGAAAAUAGAAAAUGUGUAAAACUAUACUUUCGAUUGCUCACAUGUUGAUUUGUUAUAAUAAUCUGAAUUAUUACUUUUGAUGAUUUAUAAUAGUCAUUGUAGAGAGAGAGAUACAUAUAUAUAUAUA
This is a messenger RNA of Trachymyrmex septentrionalis, 2039 nucleotides long. RefSeq names its product cadherin EGF LAG seven-pass G-type receptor 1-like. Bases 637 to 1611 code for a protein of 324 amino acids. Gene Ontology annotation, cellular component: membrane. Gene Ontology annotation, biological process: G protein-coupled receptor signaling pathway; cell surface receptor signaling pathway. The transcript is spliced from 9 exons. Gene Ontology annotation, molecular function: G protein-coupled receptor activity. The record is from RefSeq and is a predicted model, not a curated record. NCBI's taxonomy places the organism in Eukaryota, Metazoa, Arthropoda, Insecta, Hymenoptera, Formicidae.